Messenger RNA from Acomys russatus (golden spiny mouse), 622 nucleotides. RefSeq names its product oxidation resistance protein 1-like. The record is from RefSeq and is a predicted model, not a curated record. The transcript is spliced from 3 exons. NCBI's taxonomy places the organism in Eukaryota, Metazoa, Chordata, Mammalia, Rodentia, Muridae. Bases 133 to 498 code for a protein of 121 amino acids.
CGUAAGCUCCAAGUAAAUAAGCAGUGUGUGCCUGGUCCAGCAGCAGAGCAGAAACCAGCUGUGGCCCUGUCAAGUGGAUGUCCUGAUUCCUUAUUCUGACAUCCAGAGAAGACUUCAUCACAGAUCACUGCGAUGUCUGUAUCUAAUCUAUCAUGGCUGAAGAAAAAGUCCCAGUCAGUGGAUAUUACUGCUCCAGGGUUCAACCCUCUGGGUGCAGGAAAGCAAGCCCCACAAGCCAGCAAGCCCCCAGCACCCAAGACUCCCAUCAUAGAAGAAGAGCAAAACAAUUCAGCAAACACCCAGAAGCAUCCUUCCAGGAAGAGUGAACUGAAGAGGUUCUACACAAUUGGUUACAGCAACCAGUAUGAAGACACAUUUAGAAGUCGCCAUUCUGCCAACAGUAUCAGAGUUACCUGCCACUCAGGAGACACCCACAGAAUGCUGGCCUUUGCUGUGAAGGAAGAGCACUUCCCUGUAUGCCUUGUGAUAUUUAGGUGAGGAAAUGCCAACUGACCAAUGUCCCAGAAACCGAAUGAACACAAAGCUCCAGGUCACUGAGUUCCAACACCUUGUACAAACACUAGUUUGGGCACUCUGCCUAGAAGUCUGGAAACAAAACAAA